Molecule: messenger RNA, 3193 nt
Organism: Hyla sarda
Lineage: Eukaryota; Metazoa; Chordata; Amphibia; Anura; Hylidae
Gene: GLRA3
Product: glycine receptor alpha 3
Exons: 9
Coding region: 334-1683 (449 amino acids)
Biological process (GO): signal transduction; regulation of membrane potential; chloride transmembrane transport
Cellular component (GO): synapse; plasma membrane; postsynaptic membrane
Molecular function (GO): transmitter-gated monoatomic ion channel activity; extracellularly glycine-gated chloride channel activity; transmembrane signaling receptor activity
Source: RefSeq, a predicted model, not a curated record
UCCAGCCUCCUAGCCGGGCUCCAGCACAUUUCAGUGUAUAGGAAUGCAGCAGCUUGGAGUGGACUCUGCACUUCUAUUUGCUUUAAAUAUCAAUCUUCCUGCACUGGAUGUGAAAUUUCCCAUCAUGUAUAUAAUACAUGACCAUCGUUCUCAUUGUCUUGUCUAGCCGGACAACUAGGGGGAAGCUUGGCUUUUUUUUUUCAUCUGGGAUUAUAGGAACCUCAUUGUGGAGCUGUUCUUGGUGCUGAAUUAAGUGUCCUGCUGUUUUCUCCUGCCAACUACAGCCAUCUAUCACUUUGAUGAUUUUAAUUUCACGGCCCAUCAAAAGAAAAAAUGGCCCGGAUCAGGUGCAUACUAACCGCUGUCUCUGGGUUUUACUUCUGGGAAGCUGCGCUCUUGUUAAGUUUGGUUGCUACCAAAGAAACCGACAGUGCCCGAUCCCGUAGUUCACCGAUGUCACCAUCUGAUUUCCUAGACAAACUCAUGGGCAGAACUUCUGGGUAUGACGCAAGAAUAAGACCUAACUUCAAAGGACCUCCAGUAAAUGUCACCUGCAACAUAUUUGUUAACAGCUUUGGAUCCAUUGCAGAAACCACUAUGGAUUACCGCUUAAAUAUUUUUCUGCGGCAGAAGUGGAAUGACCCCCGUCUUGCAUACAGCGAAUAUCCAGAUGACUCCUUAGAUUUAGAUCCUUCUAUGUUGGAUUCUAUAUGGAAACCAGAUUUGUUCUUUGCCAAUGAAAAGGGUGCAAACUUUCACGAAGUCACGACAGACAACAAACUUCUGAGAAUCUUCAAAGAUGGAAAUGUUCUGUAUUCUAUUCGACUGACGCUUACGCUGUCCUGUCCUAUGGACCUGAAAAAUUUUCCUAUGGAUGUGCAAACAUGUAUAAUGCAACUGGAAAGUUUUGGAUACACAAUGAAUGAUCUCAUUUUCGAAUGGCAAGAAAAUGCACCUGUACAGAUAGCAGAUGGCCUGACUCUGCCACAGUUUGUCCUAAAAGAAGAAAAAGAUUUACGUUAUUGUACUAAGCACUAUAAUACAGGAAAGUUUACAUGCAUUGAAGUUCGAUUCCAUCUGGAAAGGCAGAUGGGAUACUACCUGAUUCAGAUGUACAUCCCCAGUCUUUUGAUUGUCAUAUUAUCAUGGGUCUCCUUUUGGAUCAACAUGGAUGCAGCUCCAGCCAGAGUUGCCUUAGGUAUCACUACUGUACUUACAAUGACAACACAGAGUUCUGGUUCCAGAGCUUCACUGCCUAAGGUGUCCUAUGUUAAAGCUAUUGACAUUUGGAUGGCCGUAUGUCUUUUAUUUGUGUUUUCCGCCUUAUUGGAGUAUGCAGCAGUCAAUUUUGUAUCCAGACAGCACAAAGAACUUUUAAGAUUUCGCCGCAAGAGAAAGAAGGAAAAGGAUGAGGAUGUAAGAGAAAGUCGUUUCAGCUUUACAGCAUAUGGUAUGGGACCUUGUCUACAAGCAAAAGAUGGAGUGACUCCAAAGGGACCAAACCCAGCACCUGCAGCACCUAAAACCCAUGAAGAGAUGAGAAAAGUGUUCAUUGACAGAGCAAAAAAGAUAGACACAGUUUCUCGGGCUGGCUUCCCCUUGGCCUUUUUAAUAUUUAAUAUCUUCUACUGGGUGAUCUACAAGAUUCUAAGACAUGAGGACAUUCACCAGCAGCAAGAUUGAAAGACUAAAUGCUGGUGUGUGAACAGUAGGGUUGUACACAAACGUCUGCACAUCAAUGUCCUAAUUCCCUUUUUUCUUAAUACAUAACGAAGCUUUUAAAGUAAAACAAAAUAUCAACACAAUCUAAUGGUACAAACACAGCUACAAUAUACUGCCAACUGUUUUUACAUGUUAUUACUCAGAGGUGUCAAUACACAAAUCUUACUGUUUUUAAGGGAUUUUACUUUAUACUAUACACAACAGGACCAAAGUACAAAAUUGGUUGCAGGUGCAUUGUGACCAACAAUUGACAUAUUUAUUUCAAAUUUGUGAAAACUUCUACUUUUUGUGAAGUAAAUUCUAUUUUUUAAGUAUUACUAAUGUCACAUUUUGUACAAGAAAAACAAUGCUGAAAGGAGGGCAAAACUAUAAUCAAUUUGCUUAUUAUACAUUGAAAAUAAUAAGAAAAAAAACUAGUAACCAUUAAAGCCCACAGAGCAUUAUCUCAAUUUAAGCCAUGUCCAUUAAGAUAAAACCUGCUUAAUUCUAGAAAAACAUUGAAAUUCACUGCAACAUUGUAAAAAGCCUAGUUACUGCAAUUGCGGCUAAUAUCGGUAUAUGUGAGCAAUGGAGAAGUUCCAUUAUAAAAUAUCAGAUUAAUAUUGUCAGGUUAGAUACAAAAAUAUGUGAUGGAACUUCAAAAAAUCUUUUUCUAAAAACUAGGGGCAACUUAUAAAAACUUGUGUAAUAAUAAAGUGAAAACAUUGUCCAAAGGAAUCAAUCAGAUUGCUUUUUAAAGCCAUUUUUAAAAGAAUCUCUGAAAACUGAGAACUGAAAUUGCACUAGUUUUAAUAAAUAUCCCCUAUGUCCAUGUAUCCAUGGCAGAAUUUCUGAGUGAAAUCAUGCAGAAAAAUCCUGUUCGGACCUUCCAUUGCAGCAGAGUCGCAUUGUGUUCAAUGGGAUUCUGCCUCACCCUACAUAAGGCAGAAUUGUCAAAAAUCACAAUUCUAGUCUCUGCAGAAAGAAUCAAUGUGUAAAUUCUUUCUGCAGAAUCCGCAGAGAAAUGCAUUGCGAUCUAUGAAGUGGUCCUUACAUCAAUAUAUUCUGCCGAUGCCUGCUGUUUGCAGAAUGUCCACUAGAAAUUUUCCCGUUAGACAUUCUGCAGAAAUUAUGCUGUGUGAACAUGGCCUAAGUGUUGUAGAAUAUAGCAAAAAGAACUUAAAGCAGAACAAUCCCUAACUGUAAAAUCGUACAACUCUCGUGCCAUUUUCGAAUUAUAGCCAAGUAGUAAGGAGCAGAAACAAAUAGUCAUGGUACUUAGUUGACAUGUUAGAAAAAUGUUUUUUUUUAACAAAUUGGUACCUUGAAGGUGAAAAGACAGAGUUCACAUGACUACAGAAGGAGAAUAUAUUGUAACAUAUCUAUUCAAUACUUAUUGAAUUAUAUAUAUACUUAAUUCCCGUAAACUUAAUUUUAUUUAGGGUGCGUUCCCACAGGGCGUAUACGCAGCGUAUUUGACGCUGCGCAAAUU